Molecule: messenger RNA, 796 nt
Organism: Colossoma macropomum (tambaqui)
Lineage: Eukaryota; Metazoa; Chordata; Actinopteri; Characiformes; Serrasalmidae
Product: polymeric immunoglobulin receptor-like
Exons: 3
Coding region: 1-660 (219 amino acids)
Source: RefSeq, a predicted model, not a curated record
AUGAAGACACUGAAGAAUUUAGCUGUAAGACGUGGAGGAUCUCUCAGUAUUCCAUGCUUUUGUGAUGAGAAAUACAAAUCAAACCUUAAAUACUGGUGUAAGGGGUAUUACUGGUCCUUCUGUAAAAUAGUAGCGUCUACAAACACAAGUGGAAGAACAUCAGUCACUGAUCAUCCAACCCAGAAUAUGUUUACUGUGGAACUGAAUAGUCUCCAAGACUCUGACUCUGGAUAUUAUUGGUGUGCUGUGGAAAUUGGUGGGACAGAGACCCCUGAUGAAAAGGAUUAUUUAUACUUGACUGUCAGUGAAGAUCCUGCUGUGUCAGUGAUAAACAGCAGAGUGAGUGGUCAUGAAGAGGGCAGUGUCCAGUGUUGCUACAGCUUGGAAAAUAAAGAGAAACAGAGGAAGUGGUGCAGAUUUAAAGACGGGAGCUGCUACUCAGUGGGGAGGACUAACACAUCCCAGAAUUCAGCAGUGCUGGUCCUUGACUAUGGAAAAGGAUCUGUCAGUGUGGAGAUGAGGGGUCUGCAGAAGAGUGAUGCUGGCUGGUACUGGUUCAGUGCAGGAGAUGUGGGGGUUACUGUUCACCUCAAUGUCACUGAAAGACCUUCAAGUUCUAAAACUGUGGACAAAAAUGCAGAGACAACAGCAGAGCUAUAAGUAGUGACGUUCUACUUUGUUCAAAAACUGCUGUACUUUCACACCUCAAUACAGCCUGAUUUUGCUCUUUGUUUUUUGAAGAACAACUAACCCUCCUGCAGUAACAGCUGCUGAGAAUGAACACGGCACAAGCAAG